Messenger RNA from Spodoptera exigua (beet armyworm), 1927 nucleotides. Lineage: Eukaryota; Metazoa; Arthropoda; Insecta; Lepidoptera; Noctuidae. The record is from the annotation of a GenBank genome assembly.
GGGUAAAAGAUUUAAAAAAAUGUUGAUUAAAAAUUUUUUGAUGGCAGCACAGAAAACUGAAUGAAUGAAAGUAUGACAGUACAUAAUCAUUCAAUUCAGUGGCGGGAAUCGGGAAUGGUAUGAGAAAAGAUUGACAGAUUGAAACUGACAAUAUCAUCUUUUCACAAUAAACAAAAUAUAAUAAUACUUGAUAGAAAUUUAAUUGAUAACCUGGUUUAUGGAAAAUGAAGAAUGUUUCAGCUAUUAAAUCAAAUUCCACUAACUCUCCAAAAACUCCUGGUGGGAUCAGUAAGUCCCUUUUGACUCCAUGUCGAAGAGUUGGUCUUUCGCGGAAUUGGAGAAACAAGGGGCCUUCACCGUUUAUAUCACCUUUGUCUGGAAGUACUCCCACUGUAAGAGAAGUAAAUAUUGACACGAGGAAGCGUAAAUCUCUUGUUUUAGACGAUAAUGUUGAAAAAACCCCCGAAGUAUCUGAUGUUGACAACAUAAGUGAAAUAAAAGCUGAGCCAAGCAGUGAAAUUGACAAAACUCCGUCUAGAAAUGUUGAAUUACCUCGUAGAAAGAAGUCUAAGAUACUAUUAACAGCUAUAAAUUGUUCUCAAGAGGAAGCAGGUGUUAAUUUAGAACAAACAAAUAAAAACUGUGCAAUACCAAUAAGGGAGGAAACAGCUGAGGAUGUAAUUGUUGAUAAUAUAGGAAAUAUUGAAGAGGUUUCUACUCCAGUAAGGACCAGGUCAAAAAAAUCAAAAAAACCAUCUCCAAGACUGAAAACUAUUCCUAAAAAUAAUAAACAUUUAAAUGAGGAGCCAGAUGUCUGUGACAAUGAACUAGCUGAUGUUGAUAUAGCUGCUGAUACUAAAAAUAGUGAAACUCCAAAAGAUACAGAAUACAAAAUAAAAGAGAGAAGUCCAAAUGAUCUAAGAAAAGAGUGCAUAGUUGUCAUACAAAGAAAGAUAUUCAAGAAAACUGAAGGCAGUAAUAAUGAUACUAAGCGAAAUGAAGAGAAACAGGGAAACUCCUCAUCUCAAGCUUUAUUUGAUUCUGAUUCUGAUGAAAUUCCUCUAAAUCAAAUAAAUUCAUCUAAAAGUAAGCAAGGGAAAGCAAUUGAAGAUGCAACAAUACCUACACCUAAAGAUAUCACAGAUAUUAAUGAAGAUGAUGAUUUUGUAGACAAAUCAAGCAAAGUAAUUGUCAGCAAAGUAAAAGAGAAAGAAACUAAAUCUCCUAAACAUAAAUUAAAAAUAAAUAAACCACUGAAACUUAAACCAGAAAAGCACAAAGUACAACCUAAACCUUCUUUACACAGCUCUUACGAUGAUGAUGACGAUGAUUUUGACAUCAAUAGGAAAACAAUUUUAAUUAGAAAAACUUAUGAUAAAGUUAGCAAACCUUCAAAAGCUAAGUCUACCGGUUCAAUAACCCAGCAAGACAUUGAUGAAUUAAAAGCAAGAAUAGAGACAAAGAAAAAACUUCUUUUAGCUCAAUCUAUAAACCCAGAAACAGCGGAAUUAAGGAAUUUAAUAAAAAAAUGGCAAAAGGGAUGCCAAAAUGCUUUGGUGGAACUUUUAGAUUUAAUGAAAACUAAGUUUCAUGACAAACAGGAUAUGGAUUAUGCAGAAAUGUUGAGAACUUUGAAAAUACCGCCAUCUUUAGUUGGAUAUGAUGCAGAAAAUGAUUGUUUUAAUGAACCUAAUGAUGCUAGCAUUAUCUUAGAUAAAUUUCAGGAUAUAUAAAUGAUUAUUUUUUAUUAAAUUUUACCUACUUAUCCCCAAGAGGACACUGGUAUCCUCUGUGACAUUAUUGCCUCAUUGCGUUUCCAUUAUUUAAGUUGUUAUCGCAAAAGUUUUAGGAUAUUUUUCUUGUACAGCUUAGUAGUAGUUAUUAACAUUUGUUUCAAUUUAAGUAAGGUAUUAGUUGUAUAUUUUUC